Messenger RNA from Fusarium tjaetaba, 312 nucleotides. RefSeq lists its product as uncharacterized. The transcript has 2 exons. The record is from RefSeq and is a predicted model, not a curated record. Bases 1 to 312 code for a protein of 103 amino acids. NCBI's taxonomy places the organism in Eukaryota, Fungi, Ascomycota, Sordariomycetes, Hypocreales, Nectriaceae.
AUGAAGGCUACGGGCAUGUGCUCCCUUGAAGGCUUGCUGGUCACUUUGGGUCACGAAAUCCCUUCUCGCGAAUCUCCUUCUGUCGUCGACAAUGUCACCCACGUCCGUAUCUGCAAGGCCGCCGAGCCUGAGACAUUCGCUGCCGAGGUUCCUGUCGUCAAGAACAAUGCAUUCACGGAUGUCACCAAGCGCGAAUUGCAGUCACUCGAGCGUCCCGUCGGUUCCGAGGCCCGUGGUGCCGGAAGCUUUGCUGCGCCGGUGCUUCAUGUGAUUGACAUCGAUGAAGCAGAAAAAGUCACAGCUUCGUUGUAG